Guillardia theta CCMP2712 is the source of this 761-nucleotide messenger RNA. RefSeq lists its product as hypothetical. The transcript has 3 exons. The record is from RefSeq and is a predicted model, not a curated record. Lineage: Eukaryota; Cryptophyceae; Pyrenomonadales; Geminigeraceae. The coding region runs from base 85 to 282 and encodes 65 amino acids.
AGAGGCCCAACCUACAGUCCAGACAGGGUAAUGCGGCAAAUUAUUGGAGAAUUGAUCAACGAAACCAGAAAGUAGAAUGGCCUGAUGCAGACCAAGAAGCUUGGAGGAAACUUCGUGAAGAAGAACGACCAGAAGCUCGUGGCAUUCUCGAACAGCAUGCUCCAUCUCACAUGCAAAGAAUGCAAGAAGGAAGAGGUUACCGUAGGGGAUAUGAUGUCAAGCAGGAGAAAUUUUUCAGCACAAACAGAUACGAGGUUGAAGAUCAGACUGCUGCAAGCUUGAGGCGAUUCAUGGCAGAAAGGGAAGAACGAGAAAUCAAGAACAAGGACAAGCAACAGAGGGAUGUGACUUACAGAGAUCGACAAAAUGAGAAAGAAGUUGAAAUUGUUGAUAGAGCAACUUUGAAAAAACAGGCGUUGGAAGAGAGGCGCAGGCGCGAGGAAGACCUUCGAGCAAGGCAGGCUGAAGAAUUGGAACAUGAAAAUCCAAGUAGGGAAAGGUUUCCAGUUCGAACAAAAUUACAGUUAGCGAAAAGGACUUUGCCUCUGGAUUCUUCAAGACAGCCACCAGACGGAGCGAACAGUACAAAUGGAUCUCACGUGCAGAGAACAAAAGCAGAUGUUCCUCCACCAUCAGAAAUGCCCAUAAGCAGUGAAUGGAUGGAUCACUCGCAAACAGCAUGCAUACAAACGUUUGGAGCUCCUGAACUUGUCAACCAACUGGGUGCAAAAGCGUGGUCGUCUACCACAGUUACAGUGGCC